Pelobates cultripes (western spadefoot toad) is the source of this 432-nucleotide messenger RNA. Lineage: Eukaryota; Metazoa; Chordata; Amphibia; Anura; Pelobatidae. The record is from the annotation of a GenBank genome assembly.
AUGACAAAACUGGACCUCCUGUUUGAGAGGUUCUGGGCCACAAUAGAAGCAAGAAAGCAGUCUAAGCUGCCGAUCAGCUCUCCAUCCUCAUCUCCACAGACCACUCACCCACUCCAAUCCACGUUACCCUCGAAGCACCCUGGAGGCCCCCCUAAUCACAGAGCACUUUUGCCUCCAUGGCAGAGAACAAAAGAACACGGCACUGGCCAUCUAUCUAGCCCUGAUGCUGAACCAGCAACAGAGCUGGGCCUACUCCAAGCCCAACGCUCAGGGACACUCAGUCUCCUACCUUCUCAAAAUGGCGGCUCCAGCACUAGCAUGGAUCUGGGGACAUCAGAGGAAGGCUCGCGAUGCAUGCUCCCACACUACACACACCUACCUGCAAGGUGUCUGAGUGUCCAGCAGUCUCUACUCAAGCUGGGGAUCGGGUGA